Schizophyllum commune H4-8 is the source of this 621-nucleotide messenger RNA. RefSeq lists its product as uncharacterized. Lineage: Eukaryota; Fungi; Basidiomycota; Agaricomycetes; Agaricales; Schizophyllaceae. The record is from RefSeq and is a predicted model, not a curated record. The transcript is spliced from 3 exons. Bases 324 to 527 code for a protein of 67 amino acids.
CGCCCCCGCACCGACACGCUCCGAUCAGCACGCCGCCCAAGCUCGCCGGCUUCUGUAUGGCGGCGCGGCUGAACCGACAGGACUCCAUAUAAUAGCGGCCGCUGCGACUGCUACUUGCAGUAAUAGACGCGCCCCCGCCUCCUCCUUCGCCGCCGUCGUACCCCUUCCUGUCUCCCUGUCGGACAUUGCUGUGAGCCUCGGCAGCGAGCUGGAUCCGGACUCGACCUCUGCAUAAAGGCGCCGCCCCUUUGUAGAUCUGAGUCCAGUUCUCCCGCGACACCCUCGCCAUCCUCAACCUACGACCACAUCCACGACCCGUCACUAUGCGCGGCUGCAGCAGGAUCUACACGCACCCGGACCUCACGGACUCUGACGUCUGGGGCCUGCCCGGUUCGGUAGACCGCAAGAAGGCGACUGGCACGCUCUGGACGACGAGCGCGCUCGCGAUCACGGCCGCCGCCGCGUCUGCGUACUACGUCCUCACCAGGUUUACGAGCCUUGGCGCGCAACUGCAGAGGAUUCUCUAGCCCGCCUCUGCCGGAGCUCGCUGAUGUUCUCGUCGCAGGCCGUCAGCUCCGUCUGGCUCGGCUUCGCCAUUCCCACUCCGAAGCUAGCGCCACG